GCAACGCAAGUUAAGUUCUUUUUACUGUUCAAAGUAGGCAAUGCAACCAAGCAAAGCAGCCAACACCUUUCCCAGCUCUGCUCGCCCCCGCAGUCCCUUUUUUGGGAAAUGCGCGCGCCCCCGACCCGCCGCAGCCGGGGAAGAAUGCUCGUGCCUUUAUUUGGAAGAGAGCGGAAGAGCGAGAGCGCGCGCGCGCUCCCCGCGGGUUGUUUCGUCACACGCAUCAAUCACAGAGCCCGGAGCCCGGAGCGCGAACUCGCGAGCGGGGCUGCGGCUGUGUCAGAGACGCCAGCCUGGUCGAGAGGCAGUGGGACCUGUAUCAUUUAUACACACAAGCUACUUCGCCUGCAGCAGAAUAUCCAUAAUGGCUGAGUUAGAGGACUUGGUGGAACGGUUGGAGAAAUCUGUGGAAAGACUGGAGUUAGCAUCUUUUAAAGUACCGGGUGUUCUGACCUCUGGUUCCAAUGCAGUGAAUGGAGACAGUGGAGAUGUGGCACCAUAUGUGGAAGCUUUCGAUGUAAUGCUGAUGGGGGUUGUUGCAGACUAUAUGAAGCACAGCAAGAUCCUUGGGGAAGAUGUGGCACAGCACGCAGAGAUGUUCAAAGCAGCUUUUGAUACCCAGAGAAAUUUCCUGUUGAUGGCCUGUAAGCACCAGCAGCCCCUGGAGAAUGAGAUGAAUGUGCUCCUCAAGCCCAUGUCUGAUAAAAUGCAGGAAAUUCAGGACUUUCGGGAGAAGAACCGUGGUAGCAAGCUGUUCAACCACCUGUCAGCUGUUAGUGAAAGCAUCGCAGCAUUGGGCUGGGUUGCAGUGACCCCUAAGCCAGGUCCUUUUGUUAAGGAGAUGAAUGAUGCUGCCACCUUCUAUACUAACAGAGUAUUGAAGGAGUUUAAGGACAUUGACAAGAAACAUGUAGAAUGGGUCAAAUCCUUCCUCAGUAUCUGGACAGAACUUCAGGCCUACAUCAAGGAGUACCACCCCACUGGGCUCUCAUGGAAUAAGGCUGGUCUGUCAACAUCUGCACCAUCUUCUAGUGCUUGUCCACUGGCUCCACCUCCUCCCCCUCCUGGACCCCCUCCUGUCCUAUCGUCAGAAACACCCAAGGAUGAAGCUCGUUCCCAGCUGUUUGCUCAGCUUAACCAAGGGGAAGGCAUUACUAAGGGCCUUCGCCAUGUCGCUGAUGAGCAGAAAACCCACAAGAAUCCGAAUCUUCGUUCACAGAGUGGACCUGUCAAUUCGCCAUCGAAAACUUGCUCGCCUAGUCCUACGUCUCCCAUGUCUCCUCUGCAGCAGCCAAGAACACCUAUGCUGGCAUUAGAAGGAAAGAAGUGGAGAGUGGAAUAUCAACAGAAUGAAAACAACCUUGUCAUUUCUGAGGCAGAACUGAAACAUGUUGCCUACAUCUACAAGUGUAAUAGCUCUGUGCUGAAAAUUCAAGGCAAAAUCAAUUCCAUUACAAUUGAUUCCUGUAAAAAGCUUGGCCUUGUGUUUGAAAACGUAGUGGGAAUAGUUGAAAUCAUCAAUUCACGGAAUGUGGAAAUUCAGGUAAUGGGCAAAGUACCGACUAUAUCUAUUAAUAAAACAGAGGGCUGCCACAUAUACCUCAGUGAAGAGUCACUGGCAUGCGAGAUUAUCAGUGCCAAGUCUUCUGAAAUGAACAUCUUAAUUCCUCAAGGCGAAGAUUAUAAAGAGUAUCCAGUUCCUGAGCAGUUUAAGACCACAUGGAAUGGGACAAAGCUAUGCACUGAAGCAGCAGAAAAUGUUGGCUAACCAUACAUUCUAUGAGCUAUUCCACAAUUCACAUGUGGUAUUCUAGAGUUACGAAUCACUAUAAUGCAAUUUUACACUUCGUGCAACCAUAGCAAACAAUACUACAGUAGUCAGACACCUUGCAGUAACUGCUUUGCAAUAGGGGUGCAAUGAUUGGCAGUCUUACUGGCUCCGUAUGUCUUUAGUAACAUAAGUUACAACCCACGUACUGUACAUACUUUGAGUGUAAUUGCCACCUUUGUACUUACUGUGCUUAGUUUGACUAAAUCUCACCUAGUUCUUUGAUCUAUUUAGUAAAUUAUUUCAGUUCAUUUGAGAAUUAGUCAUUGCAACCCUUUGUUAUGGUGAGUGCAUCUGAUUUUUGCUGUUCUUUUUAAACAUGGGGGGAGGGGAAGCCAAACUUAACCUUUUUUUUAAACAAAAUAUUUCAAUUGAAGUUUAGUCCAAAGUCAGCAAGACCGGUAAUGUGUGACUGCUCGGCAAUAGUUUCAGUCAAAGUUCUAAAUAUAUCUCUUUGUACCCAAGUUAAAUUGUGCCAUCGUUGCAUAACAGUUUGCCUUAUUUUCUUGGUUGGACUACAGGUUGUUCUUUUGGAGAGUAACUGGAUAUGAAAUUAUGGUUUUUAAGUCGACUUUUUUUUACAUGAUAUUUUUGGAUUUUCUUUUUUUUUUCUUCUGUUGAUGUUAGAACUUUGCCCAACAAUAUCAAACCUCAAUUUGUAUCAGGGAGGAGGACUCUUCACUUACAUAAUGAAACAAACAUCUACUUUAAGGUGUCUGUGUAAUAAGAUGCAAACAGGAACAGCAAAUGUUAUAGUAGCUGUUAAUCUCUCUCUUCCCACGCUCCAAGCUUUACCUUGAAAUAUCCUAGUCAUUUUAUUAAAUUAUAGUUCAGAGGGUUCACUUCUGUAGAUUUGUAAUGUUCAAUGUUUUAUAUGUAGCAAUUGGGUCCUGGCAAUGAUAUUACAAUGUAAUGACUCGCUUAAAUCCGCAUUUAGCAGGACCACAAUGUGCUCACACAUCACAGCAGCAAGAUUAAUGUAAACUUUUACUCUUCAAAUUUCUAAAGUUUGUCCUCGACAUUAUCUUAGUGUAGAAAAUAGAUACAGACUGUUGUGAUGUAGUAUCGAGUUUGUUAUUGUUAAUCACAUUGAAGGAUUGGUUGUUGUAAUUCACAUCGCUGGAUGGUUUAAAGAUGCUUGUCUUGUCACACGAGGAGGAUGUCCUGAAAAUAAAAGUGGAAGUGUUGUAAGAU
Messenger RNA from Mobula hypostoma (lesser devil ray), 3022 nucleotides. Its product is annotated as adenylyl cyclase-associated protein 2-like. Gene Ontology annotation, molecular function: adenylate cyclase binding; actin binding. The transcript is spliced from 13 exons. The record is from RefSeq and is a predicted model, not a curated record. Bases 41 to 1768 code for a protein of 575 amino acids. Gene Ontology annotation, biological process: actin filament organization; cell morphogenesis; cytoskeleton organization. Gene Ontology annotation, cellular component: cytoplasm. Lineage: Eukaryota; Metazoa; Chordata; Chondrichthyes; Myliobatiformes; Myliobatidae.